GACUGCCUGCUGCUCGGGCCGUGGCCCCUCUGCCUCAAGUCUGGGAGCUCCCGGCCCCACUCUGCCGUUGCCUAUGGGGAUCCGAGAGUUUCCCGGCGGCGCACCCAGGGGCAAAAGCAUCACCGUUGGCAUGAGGAGGUCACCGGACGUCAGCCCCCGGAGACUAUCCGACAUCAGCCCCCAGCUCCGGCAGCUGAAAUACUUGGUGGUGGAUGAGGCGAUUAAGGAGGAUCUGAAAUGGUCACGCUCGGUGGAGGACCUCACCAGCGGGCCCGUGGGGCUCACGUCCAUCGAGGAGCGGAUCUUGCGCAUCACCGGCUACUACGGCUACCAGCCCUGGGCAGCGAGCUACAAAAGGGAGGAGCGCCCCCGGGAAUCCCCAGGCCCAGCGGAGGCCCAGGCACCGGCUGGGGUGGAGGCCGGUGGGAGAACAAGCCACCACUGCUGGAGAUGCUCCCAGGUGCAGCUCAAGAAGAUUUUCUGGGGUGUGGCCGUGGUGCUGUGCGUGUGUUCCUCCUGGGCAGGCUCCACACAGCUUGCCAAGCUGACCUUCAGGAAGUUUGAUGCUCCCUUCACCCUGACGUGGUUUGCCACCAACUGGAACUUUCUAUUCUUCCCGUUGUACUACGUUGGUCACGUGUGCAAGUCUGCAGAGAAGCAGUCUGUGAAGCAAAGAUUCAGGGAAUGCUGUCGAUUUUUUGGAGACAAUGGCUUGACUUUGAAGGUGUUUUUUACCAAGGCAGCCCCCUUUGGUGUUCUUUGGACACUCACAAACUACCUGUACUUACAUGCAAUAAAGAAAAUAAACACUACGGAUGUCUCCGUGUUGUUCUGCUGCAACAAAGCUUUUGUGUUCUUGCUCUCAUGGAUCGUUCUCAGGGACAGGUUCAUGGGAGUGAGGAUCGUGGCCGCCAUUCUCGCCAUUGCUGGGAUCGUGAUGAUGACCUACGCGGAUGGCUUCCACAGCCACUCAGUCAUCGGCAUAGCGCUGGUGGUGGGCUCUGCAUCCAUGUCUGCCCUCUACAAGGUUCUGUUCAAGCUCCUCCUGGGCAGUGCUAAAUUUGGAGAGGCUGCCUUAUUUUUGUCUAUUUUGGGUGUGUUUAACAUCCUUUUCAUCACCUGUAUUCCUGUCAUCCUCUACUUUACCAAAGUGGAAUAUUGGAGUUCUUUCGAUGACAUUCCAUGGGGAAACCUUUGUGGAUUUUCAGUCCUCUUAUUGACAUUCAAUAUUGUAUUAAAUUUUGGAAUUGCUGUUACAUAUCCCACUCUGAUGUCUCUUGGAAUCGUCCUCAGUGUACCCGUGAAUGCAGUGGUGGAUCACUACACCAGUAAGAUUGUCUUCAAUGGAGUCCGAGUCAUUGCCAUCAUCAUCAUCGGCUUGGGCUUCCUUCUUCUCCUCCUUCCUGAGGAAUGGGACGUCUGGCUCAUUAAGCUGCUCACACGCCUCAAAGUGAGGAAGAAGGAGGAGGCGGCUGAGGGUGGUGGGGACCUGGGCUCGGGACCUCAGAACAAGAACAGAAGAGCUCGCCCUUCCUUUGCCCGCUGAUGUCCACUCUCUAGAACUCUGCGGUGAACACUCAUGUUAAAGAUUUGGAGGUCUAUUCCUGACAGGGGAACCUCAGUUUGAUAAGGUGUACAUACCUGUACAGUAGGUAAUCUGCAGUAAGUUAUAUGGUAUUUAUUGGCAUGUCCAAUUUGCUUGCACUUUUUUCACAUCAGACCUUUCACUUAAGGGUACCAAUUCAAGAGGAAAGAGAAAAGAAUUCUCAGCUCUUUUUAAAUGAAUGUAAAGCAGGUUAAAAUUAUCCUUGCAUAGAUUGUUUUGGAUAACAGACAUUCUUGACAAAGCAGGGCAAAUGUUUUGAAUUUAGCAGCCGAAAAUUACAUUGCACACUGUGAUUAUUUUUCAGCUAUGGUAGGUCAUAUUUUGUUUUAUACCAGAGCUGUAAUCUUAGUUUUAAGGAAUUUCACUGAACCAAAAGAUAACUGUAAGUUAAU
This is a messenger RNA of Condylura cristata (star-nosed mole), 1998 nucleotides long. RefSeq names its product solute carrier family 35, member F3 (gene SLC35F3). Bases 74 to 1546 code for a protein of 490 amino acids. Lineage: Eukaryota; Metazoa; Chordata; Mammalia; Eulipotyphla; Talpidae. Gene Ontology annotation, cellular component: membrane. The record is from RefSeq and is a predicted model, not a curated record. Gene Ontology annotation, biological process: thiamine transport. The transcript has 8 exons.